CACUUUGUCUAUAUGUGUCAGAAGACCUUUCAUUUCUUUCCUUAAACCCUUUCUCCCCCUCUGCUUCAUCUUCUUUCCAGCAAGAAAAACACACUCACACAGAGAGACUGAGAGAGAUACAGAGAGAGAUUGAGAGAUAUAGAGAGACGGAGAGAGAGAUAUAUAGAGAGAUUGAGAGAGACAGAUACAGAGAGACUGAGAGUGAGUGAGAUUGAGAGAGACUCCCUGAUAUGGACUCAGGAAGUGGGAACAGAGGAAACAAGAGGGCUUCUUACGAUGAUUCCACCAGGUCUAAAGUAAAAAAGAUGAAAUGCUUGGAUUUAAUCAUAUAUGAAAAAGUGUACAAGUUUCGGGUUCUUCUGCCAAAUGGUUUGUGUUUGUCUUUACGCGUUGAUGAGCCUGCAACCAAGAAAAUGCCUGUUGUGGUGUUUGCUGAUUUGGUGAAAGAGGAGUAUGAUAGAAUGAAAAAAUCUGACAAAAUCAGGAGGAGGAGUAUCGAUUGGGAUAGUGCUGAUUUAUGCCUUAUCGAUAUUUCCGAGAAAAGGUUUAAAGAUUUAAUCCUUUUUGAGGGUUAUGAUCCUAAUAAGGUUCACACACUGAGGCUUGAUGAUGGGUCCAAGGGAGAUGAAGUUUAUGAGAAUAUGUGGGAUUUGACACCAGAUGUUGAGUUGUUGAGGGAGCUACCUCAAGAGUAUGCCUUUGAAACUGCUCUUGCUGAUAUAAUUGACAAUUCUCUUCAAGCAAUUUGGUCCAAGAAGAAGGACCGACUGAUUAGUGUGGAUAUAAGUGAAGACAAAAUUUCCAUAUUUGACAAUGGUCCUGGCAUGGAUGCUAGUGAAGAGAACUCUAUUGUGAAAUGGGGAAAGAUGGGUUCAUCCCUGCACAGAUCAUCUAGAGGACAAGCAAUUGGUGGAAAACCUCCUUACUUAAAGCCAUUUUUUGGUAUGUUCGGGUAUGGAGGAUCUGUUUCAUCAAUGCAUCUGGGAAGACAUACUGUCAUAUCCUCUAAGACGAAAUAUUCCAAGAAAGUUUGUACAUUGUAUCUUCAGAGAGAUGCCUUACUAAGAAGUUCUGACUCAGACAAGACCUGGCAGGCGAAUGGUGGCCUAAGAGACCCUUCAAAAGAUGAAAUGAAACUAUCACCCGAUGGAAGUUUCACAAAGGUAGAAAUUUCUGAUUUGAAAAUGAAAAGUUUGGAUGUAGAUCUUCUCCGAUGCAAAUUAAAGGACAUCUAUUUUCCUUACAUACAGUGUGAUGAUUUGUCUACUUCAGGCAAGACUUUAACGCCAAUUGAGUUUCAGGUUAAUGGAAUUGAUUUAACAGAAGUAGAAGGCGGCGAGGUAGCUAUUACCAACUUAAACUCCUGCAAUGGUCGUCCGUUUGUUUUACAAUUACGUUUUACAUCCAAUCAGGAUUCUUCUUCUCAAAAGAGCCCAGGAAAACGAGCAUCUCAAGAAGCAAAUGCACAGCUAAAGUGCCUAUACUUUCCUGUUGUUCAGGGUAAAGAAAGCAUUGAGAAAAUUUUGGAGCAGCUUGAAGCCGAAAGAUGUGGUGUUGCUGAAAAUUUUGAAAGCUUCAGUCAUGUAUCAAUUCGGUGCUUAGGUCGUCUACUUCCAGAUGCUCGAUGGGCGUGGCUUCCUUUUAUGGAGCCUAAAUCAAGGAAGGCUGAUAAGGCCCAAAUAUUUAAAAAAUGCUGCUCAAGGGUGAAAUGCUUCAUUGAAACUGAUGGUGGUUUUUACCCAACCCCAUCGAAGACCGAUUUAAUGCAUCACCAUCCUUGUACUAUUGCCUUAAAGAACUUUGGGAGCAAGAAUUCAGAGAAGGAAAGAGAUGUACAUGUGGAAAUUUACAAAGAUGGGAAGAAACUGUCACUUCAGCAAAUGGAGAAACAAUAUCAAGAGUGGAUUCUCGAGAUGCAUAAUAUUUAUGAUGAAGAGAGUGACUGUGGUGAGGAUGAGCCUGUUAUCAUCAUUAAUCCCUCAAACAAGAAACAGCUGGGGAUUUCUUCAGAUGUUGUCAGGGUUCAUAAAAUGAUAAGGAGGAAGGGUAAAUCCUGGCAGGCGGGACAGAAAAUUAAAGUUUUGAAGGGAGCGUGUUCAGGAUUUUACAAGAACAAUAUCUAUGCUGUGCUAGAAUACAUUCUCUUAGAUGGUUUUAAAGGUGAUGCAGGUGGGGAGUCUCGUAUUAUUUGCAGGCAGAUAGGUACCUCAGAAGAAAAGGGAUGCCUUCUUAUAGAUAAUGAAAAAGGAAAUCCAAGUAUAGAUAUCCGUGAAUCCAAAUCCUUGCCCAUCAAUAUUAUUGAUUCUGGAAAGUGUCUUUCUGUUGAAUCUGCCGAGUGGAGUUUACAACUUGAAAAGCUGCAGCAUAAAAUUCCCUCCUCAAUCGAUAUACUCUGUGCCCGUCAUUGUGAAGAACUUGAAGUUGAAGAGUCGUUGCCUUUCGAUACUCCUGUAUUUGCCGGUCAUGCUGCUCCUGAUGAAGUCAUUGCAGUUGUACGCCCUGCCUCUUUUAGUUCUGAAUUGGUGUCUGAAAAUUUGGAUCAGAAGCAUAUUGCACUGACAGUCCUUGAUAUGGUUCUAGAAAUCAAACUAAAUUCCCAAGAUAAGAAUCUACAAGAAAAUAACCAUAUUUGUUCUAUUCGUACCCCACCUUCAACACGUAAUGGGUUUCGGGGUCUGUAUAUAUUCCCAGUGAAACCCAGACUGAUAUUUGAAAAAGCUGGGGAAUAUACAUUUACUUUUCACAUUGAAGACUCAAACUUUAGGAGGUUUGUUAAAGGCGUAACGGUUAAGGCACUGCCCCAGGUUGAUAGUUGGGGGUUUGUAAGUGAUACACAAUGUGCAAAACUCAGUGUUAGGGUUGGUUCUUUUUUCCCCCCAAUUUCGAUUGCAUGCUAUGAUAAGUAUGGAAACCGCACUUCAUUUUCACAUGUCCCUAAAGUGAUGGCCAAAGUUUUAACAAAAGAGAUUGUCCUGUUUCAAUCUGAAAAGUUAAAUCAAAAUAUUUCAUCCAAAAAUUCAGUUCUCACAGUAGAGAACUUACUGGUUGAAAGUCAUAAUCUGGACUUCAUACGUCCAAGCUACGAAGCUAAACUAAUUUUAUACUCAGAAGAUGAACCCUUUUGCGUAAUCAUUCCCUGCCAAGUUAUUCCAGGAUCAAUACACCAUCUUAUUGCUAAGCCAAAAGAUUUUAUGAAGCAGCUACUUCCAGGAAAUGUUAUUCAAGAUCUUGAACUGGAGGUCUUCGAUGUAUAUGGUAAUCACGUUAAACAAGAUACGGAAAUGUUGUUGGAUAUGGUCGGGUUUUGUUUUCAACAUAAAACAAAGAGAAUACAGGUGGAUAAUCGUGGGUGUAUUGAUCUUAGUGGUCUGUUGAAAGUUUCGACAGGUUAUUCGGAAACUGUGUCACUUUCUGUCUUAUCGAAUGCAAAAACUGUCUUUAGCGAGAAGUCCCAAACUGAGAAAAGGAUGAUAAGAGUUGCAACUGAGAUACCUGAGAAGUGUUUUGCUGGCUCUCAACUGGAAAAUGUUGUGUUUGAAAUUGUCAAAUCUGAUGGUGUUAUCGACGAAACAAUAAACGAUAAUGAGAAGGGUGAUAUGUCCCAUGCUCUAAUAUUGAAGUCUGACUCCACAGAUAUCGACGAUUCUGUGAAAUAUAGCUUUCGUCAUGGCUGCUGCACUGUUCGUGCUAUUCCGCUUCCUCAGAUAGAAGGAAGUUUCUCCUUUCUUGCUGCACAUUCUCGCUACCCGAAGCUUAACAUGACCAUAACGGUGCUUGUAGAGAAAGCUCCUGAAAUUGUGUAUGACAGUAGCCAGCCUCAUUGUACUGAUAAAGAUAAUUUAUUCCUUGAGAAGUCAUCCAAUUUGGAAACUCCAAAACUUCAGCAUGACGAUAGAUCGAUAAUGCUGGUAAAAAGCCCGGAAUCUGCCAAGGGCAUAAAAAACAUAGCUGGAAGCCUUUACAAUGAACAAAAGGAACUUAAGGACAAGAUUGUGGAGUAUGGAACGUACAUUGGAGAGCAUGAAAAAACUAUUGAAAUGCUCCAUAGCCAGCGAGUGGAAUUUGAGCAAAGCCUGGCCAAAAUGCAAGCUUCAUUGGAUGCCAUCUCUGAUGGUGACUCAAGUUAUUCACCAGAUAAGGAGAGAAUGCUGAAAGAGAUUGAAUUAAGUCACACAGCUGCUUCGGUCGUCUGCAAAUUAUCAAGGAACAAGAGAACUUAUGAUUUUUCAAAAGAUAUUAUAGGCGUCGUUGCACUUCUUGGAAAUGUUGAAACCAAUGAACUUGGAAGGAUUUUGGCAGAGUUUCUGGGUGAGGAGCAAAUGCUUGGAGUCGUGUGUAAAUCUCUUAAAGCGGCUUACAAUCUUGAAACAUGUGAUGUAGAUGGAAGUGUGAAGGGUUCCACUGGUCUUCAAGCACUGGCUUCUGAGUACGGUAUAUCUUUGGAUGGUCGUUAUUCUGUUAUCUGUCUUGAAGAUACAAGGCCAUAUCAAGGGGAUUAUGACAGUGGCGAUCCCCAGAGGAUGCUUCUGUUGCCCAAUCCUACAUUGACAAAUGGAAAUUGUCCACCGGGGUUUAUAGGUUAUGCAAUCAAUAUGAUAUAUUUGGAUGCCCAUCAGCUGUACACAAGGACUUGUGGUGGUAAAGGUCUUCGGGAGACCUUGUUCUAUCAUCUUUUAGGCGAGGUCCAAGUCUAUAAAACCAGGGAAAGCAUGAGAAAGGCACUAGAAAAAUCUUGCAUUCAGCACGGUGCAGUUUCAUUGGACGGAGGCAUCAUCAGAGGAAAUGGAGUUAUUUCUCUAGGACGUAGGGAACCCUCUAUCCACUUUCCUGUUGCAUCGAAAAGCCAGUAUCGUCGUUCAGCCAAGACAAAUAACCAGCGCAUCCAACGCCUGAUCGAUGCAAAGAAAUCCAUGUUGAGGACUACAGUUGACAAGCUCGACAAAGAAAACGAAAUGUAUGAGCAGAACAUGAAAAAGUACGAAAAAUACAGAGACAAGUAUACGAAAUUCUUAGAUCAGAAGGGCCCGUUGCUGCGAUAUUUCAAUGAAGUUGCAUCAAACUCUCCCAGCUGACUGUACUGCACCUUCUGUGCUGGUCUUUUGCAGUGAUACUCAAAUUUUUUGGAGCUCAUAGUUAUAAUUCAUGCUUUUCCCAGUUGAAAUCAUGUAUUUUGUACAGAAGAAUAAACUUGAUUGAUGGGUUAAGAUCCAGGUGAUGAGCCAGCUUUUUGCAACUUGCUGCGGUACAUCUAUACUAUACUAUACUAUAAAAAGCCAACAUGGGUAUAAUUUGUAGU
This is a messenger RNA of Daucus carota subsp. sativus, 5296 nucleotides long. Its product is annotated as structural maintenance of chromosomes flexible hinge domain-containing protein GMI1. The record is from RefSeq and is a predicted model, not a curated record. Bases 231 to 5072 code for a protein of 1613 amino acids. The transcript has 37 exons. Lineage: Eukaryota; Viridiplantae; Streptophyta; Magnoliopsida; Apiales; Apiaceae.